Messenger RNA from Salvelinus fontinalis (brook trout), 3175 nucleotides. Its product is annotated as zinc finger protein 3-like. NCBI's taxonomy places the organism in Eukaryota, Metazoa, Chordata, Actinopteri, Salmoniformes, Salmonidae. Gene Ontology annotation, biological process: regulation of transcription by RNA polymerase II. Bases 259 to 1098 code for a protein of 279 amino acids. The record is from RefSeq and is a predicted model, not a curated record. Gene Ontology annotation, molecular function: RNA polymerase II cis-regulatory region sequence-specific DNA binding; DNA-binding transcription factor activity, RNA polymerase II-specific. The transcript is spliced from 2 exons.
CUAGUGGACGGUUCUUCAGAAACAGCUCGUCAACCACCUCGGUAGCUUGCUAGCCAACAUAGCCGAAAGAUUCAAGCUAUUUAUACGCUUUCGGUGUAUAUUAGCUACUGUGUUUUAGCCACACUUCUAUCGUAUCAACUUGUUAACCUAUUUAAUUGAAUAUUACGUUUUUUUGUAUUAGUCAGCUAUAGUAGCUGGCUGGUUAAGUUAGCACUAGCCUAGUCGCUAAUGAUAGCUAGCUAGCUAACAUCCCCGACCAUGAGGUCAGUAAGCUUCUCCCCUCUUGUUAAAGAAGAGGUCUGCUGGACGGAGAAAGAGGGUCUGGGGCUGAACAUUGCCGUGAAAGAGGAGGAGGAAGAAGAGGAUGUCACAGUGAAACAAGAAGUAGAGGGUGAGGCUGUUACAGUGAAAGAGGAAGACGUUACAGUGAAAGAAGAGGAGAAAGACGUUUCAGUGAAAGAGGAGGAGGAUGUUACAGUAAAAGAAGAGGAGGAUGUUACAGUAAAAGAAGAGGAGAUGGAUGUGAAAGAGGAGGACGCAGUUAUUGGUGUGAAAGAGGAGGAGGGGGAGAUUACUGUCACAUUGGAGGAAGAAGAGGAGGUUGGAGAUCUGUUUAACCCCAGAGAGAUACGGGACUAUCGUGGAUCCUCUGGGGAGCCUCAGCAACCUUAUGAUGCUGACGAGGCAGAGAAGAGUCUCUCCAGAUCAGAACACCAGCAGAGAUCCACAGGGAAGAAAUCUCACUUCUGCUCUGACUGUGGGAAAGGUUGCACAUCUUCAUCAGAACUUAAAAUACACCAGAGAACACACACAGGAGAGAAACCGUAUAGCUGUGGUCAAUGUGGGAAGAGUUUUACUCAGCUAAACAACCUGAUAGUACACCAGCGUACACACACUGGAGAGAAACCUUAUAGCUGUGAUCAAUGUGGGAAGAGUUUUACUCAGCUAAACAACCUGAUAGUACACCAGAGAACACACACAGGAGAGAAAUCUUAUAGCUGUGAUCAAUGUGACAAGAGAUACGCUGAUAAAAGAUCUCUGAUCAAACAUCAGAAAAUGCAUACAAGAAGAAGUUGUUUCAUGAUAUCAAUGAAAUAAUGUCACAAUGUAGAAUGUUUUAACAUUGUAGUAGGAGUAUUUUAAUGAUAUCACAAUGUAGAAUGUUUUAACAUUGUAGUAGGAGUAUUUUAAUGAUAUCACAAUGUAGAAUGUUGUAACAUUGUAGUAGGAGUUUUUUAAUGAUGUUUUAAUGAUGUUCUACCUUAUCGUUUGCCCUGUUCAAUUGAUUGCAGCAUGAUAUGUAUAUUAGCCUCAGGGGAAAUCCAGGCUCUGAAUUGAAAGAGUAUUAUUUAACAAGAAGUGUCUAACAAAAAAAGAGCUGUGUUACACUUACUGCUUUGGUGACCCACUUUAAUCAAAAUGCAGCACUUCAAAAUGUAGCUAGCUGUUUUCUACGAGUUGAAAAAGCUGCUUGUUUAAAAAAAAUACAUGUAAUAUGAUAAUUGUUGCAGAUGUUUGUGUAUAUACACACAUGAAAGCAGUAUAAUAAAUUGGUCUAUAAUCAAUUUUAUUGACAAUCUGACAUCACUCCAGUAUUUCUUGACAACAUUCAAAUGCUAAUUGUCUUUAUUCCACUACUGAAGAAGCAUGACUCAAAAGUAAUCAUAAUUAUUUAUGCAACCAGCUGACUGUUUUUGUGUAUAAUUAUAUUGACAAUGUUGCCCUGCUUUUAGAAUAUCAGGGUUCAUUCUCAGAUGAGCUAACCCAAAUGCAUGACAUUGGGGACUGGGCCCGACCCAACAACAUGCCUAUCGAGUAAACCCUGAAAGAGAGAGCGAAGUAGGGUGGAAUGUUACUACGGAUAUUGCAGGAGUUGGUUGCUGAUUGUCUCAAGGGUGGGCAGUCAACAAGUUUUGCGUUUAGCCAGUGCGUUGCCAUGGAUCACAAUUUAUUUUGACUGCACGUUUUUCCGUAUUGGAGAUUUAGUUUUUUGGGCUCAUUCCAAGGGGACCAGAGUUCUAGAAGCGAGUGAGUUUUAGGAAGAGGAGGGUUCUAGUAGCCAGUACUAUAAUACUAUUGUAUAUUAUUAUUUAGAAAUGUGUUUUUUCUUGUUUUUAAUUGUUGACAGCCAGUAGACACUAUGUUUAUAUUGUAGUUGAUUAUGUGAAAUGGAAGUUGUUUUCUGUUGGAGGUGAGCAUACUUGUCCAACAAAAAUAUAGGAUAUAUUUGUUGUCUAAAGGGGGAAGGUGUUACGGGCUUUGGUUUUUCCAUUUAUGUUUUGAGGUUGGACUUUAGCACGUAUAGCUCGUUAGCACGUAUAGCUCGUUAGCACGUAUAGCUCGUUAGCACGUAUAGCUCGUUAGCACGUAUAGCUCGUUAGCACGUAUAGCUCGUUAGCACGUAUAGCUCGUUAGCACGUAUGCUCGUUAGCACGUAUAGUUCGUUAGCACGUAUAGCUCGUCAGGACGUAUAGCUCGUCAACACGUAUAGCUCAUAGCACGUAUAGCUCGUCAGCACGUAUAGCUCGGUACCACGUAUAGCUCAUCAGGACGAAUAGCUCGUCAGCAUGUAUAACUCGUUAACAUGUAGGACGCACUGAUUGGUGUCACCUCGUUAGUCAGUAUGUGUUACACCUGUGCUGGCUUGUCCAUCUCGUUAGUGGGAAGGUGUUUCACCUGAGCUGGUCCAGGUUCUAUUUAAGAGUGUCUGGCCCAGUGCUCCAGUUGUUUUGAUAGAUGUGGAGAGUCAACACCUUUAGUUGCUCCACCUUUUUGGUUUGCUUCCUGUCUGUAAGUUUGGUGUGAGUUUUUCUUUUGUUUGCCUCUUCUUGGGCAGAUUUAGUGGGUCUCAUGGUGGGUGUCUUUUAGGUCCCAGUUGUUGUUACUAGUCAACUUUCAGUCGACACCCCCAUAGUGUCUUUCAGAACCCCUCCUAAAAAACAAGCUUAUAUUUUGGGUUGGGUUGGAUAUAGCAUCAUAUUGUUUAUAUUUUAAUCAAUGGCAUUUCCUUGCAAUGUUCAUUAGUCUUUCAGUUGUUAUUCUUCUGUUUUUUAUCCUCUUAUGUUUGUUGUAUACUAAAUAUUUCUGUUUAUUUUCUUAGUUUUUUUCCUGUGAAGCCAUUGUGUUGCAUCCAUGUCUGACAUGUGCUGUAUAAAUAACGCUUGAUUUGAAAAUA